CGAUUCAUCAAUUCCAAUGUGUAGAUUCCCAUAUAUAAAGCCCCAAUGGCCCAUCACGCUUCAGCCCCUAAUACUGCAUUCUCAGAGAAUCACAAUGAGCACCCAACCAAUGGAGACUCUGGGCCAGUGGAAGGUAACCGUGUGGGAGGAAGAAAACUUUCAGGGAAAGAGAUGUGAGUUCCUUAUCGAAUGCUCCAAUAUCAUGGAUCGAGGUUUCCGCAGAAUCCGCUCCAUCAAGGUGGAGAAUGGCCCGUGGGUAGGAUUUGAAUACCCCGAAUUCCAGGGGCAGCAGUUUAUCCUGGAGAAGGGCGAUUACCCUCGCUGGGAGGCAUGGAGCGGAAACAGCGGCUACAGAACCGAGCAUCUUCUCUCCUUCCGUCCUGUGAAAUGCGCAAACCACAGUGACAGCAAAGUAACCCUAUACGAAGGAGAAACCUUCCAGGGUCGCAAGUUUGAGCUCUGUGACGACUACCCCUCUCUGCAGGCCAUGGGCUGGUGCUCUAAAGAAGUCGCCUCUGUCAAAGUCAACUCUGGCGCCUGGGUUGCAUACCAGUACCCCGGAUACAGGGGGUACCAAUAUGUGCUGGAGAGAGACAGACACAAUGGCGAAUACAGAAACUACAAUGAGUACAGCACUCAAGCUCACACUAACCAGAUCCAGUCCAUCCGCAGGAUCCAACACUAGGGAAGUUCACAGCCAGCCAACAGGCAGACCACAAAAUCUUCUCCCAGUCGCCAUCCGCUGCUGUGCGGUGACUAGGGGCCUGAACUCAUAGCCUUCGUACUAGUCAUGUUUACAGCAAAAAUAAAGAGAUCUUUAAUCAUAAA
This is a messenger RNA of Pelobates fuscus (common spadefoot toad), 828 nucleotides long. It is a transcript of the gene CRYBA2, whose product is annotated as crystallin beta A2. NCBI's taxonomy places the organism in Eukaryota, Metazoa, Chordata, Amphibia, Anura, Pelobatidae. The transcript is spliced from 5 exons. Gene Ontology annotation, molecular function: structural constituent of eye lens. The record is from RefSeq and is a predicted model, not a curated record. Bases 17 to 685 code for a protein of 222 amino acids. Gene Ontology annotation, biological process: visual perception; lens development in camera-type eye.